Gekko japonicus is the source of this 1921-nucleotide messenger RNA. Its product is annotated as interferon-induced protein with tetratricopeptide repeats 5-like. Gene Ontology annotation, molecular function: protein binding. The record is from RefSeq and is a predicted model, not a curated record. Bases 92 to 1534 code for a protein of 480 amino acids. NCBI's taxonomy places the organism in Eukaryota, Metazoa, Chordata, Lepidosauria, Squamata, Gekkonidae. Gene Ontology annotation, biological process: defense response to virus. Gene Ontology annotation, cellular component: cytosol. The transcript has 2 exons.
GAGAUCAUAACAGAACCAGCAGAUUUCCAGUCUUUACAGAAAGUCCAUCUGUUCUUCAGGUUACUUCACAACCGAUAAUAACUUGGAAAUCAUGAGUGAGGUUUCCAAGGAUUCUUUACAGAGGAUCCUGCUGCAGCUCGAAUGCCACUUCACUUGGAUGUUGCUGAAGGAGGACAUCACUCCCAAGGAGCUGGAGGAAAGGAUUGCAGAUCAGCUUGAAUUUUUAUCGACCAAAUCCAAAAUUCAAAGUUAUAACCUGCUGGCCUACAUAAACCAUUUGAAUGGCAAGAAAGAAGCCACUCUGGAAAAUUUACAGAAAGCUGAGGAGGCUGUGCAAAUAGAGUGCCCAAAGGAGGUUGAAAAGGCAAGUCUUGUUACCUGGGGCAACUAUGCUUGGGUGUACUACCACAUGGGCCAGCUUGAAAAGGCACAAGAGUACAUAAAGAAGGUGGAAUGCACCUGCAAACAAAACGGAAGUGCCUCUCCUUAUAAGAUGAAGCUCCCACGUAUCUACUGUGAAAAGGGGUGGGCACUCCUCAAAUUUGGGGCAAGCUAUUAUGAAAAGGCCAAGGAGAGCUUUGCAAAAGCAUUGGCGGAAGAGCCCCAGAACCCAGAAUUUAAUUCAGGCUAUGCAAUCACAUUGUACCGUAUGGAAGAUUAUUGUGGGAAAAAAUCCUCUGCAGAAGGGUCGUCGCUGGAGCCCUUGAGACAUGCGGCAAGUCUGAAUCCCGAUGAUCCUUUUGUUGUGCCUGUCUUUGCAGUGAAACUGCAGGAAGUUGGUCAAGCUGAAGAAGGGGAAAAGUAUAUUAAGGAAGCCCUUGAAAAAAAUCCAGACGUUCCCUAUGUACUGAGGUAUGCUGCCAAAUUUUACAGGAAAAAUGGCGAUGUCAUUAAAUCCCUGGAGCUUUUGAAGAAGGCACUAGGGUUGACACCAAACUCCAGCUUUCUGCAUCAUCAGAUUGGCCUUUGUUACCGAGCACAGUUCCUUGAGAAGAAAAGGGCCAGAUGCCAUGACAGAGAAAAGAUGGAAGAGCUGAUCAGAUGUUGUAUUUUUCACUUCCAGAAAGCGGUGGAGCACAAACUCAAGUUUGUCUAUGCUUAUUUGGACCUUGCCGGCAUGUAUGGAGAAGCAAAGCGUCUUCAGGAAGCAGAGGAAACAUUUCAGAAAGUAUUUGCUAUGACCAGGCUAACUUGUGAAGACAAGCAGGAUCUCCACUUCUCAUACGGCCGCUUUCAGCAGUUUCACAAAAAUUCAGAAUCCGAAGCCGUGAAACACUAUCUGGAAGGGCUGAAGAUGGAAAAAGAAUCAUUUUCAAGAGAAAAGUGCAAAGCGGCUUUGAAGAAACUGAUAGAAAAGAAAAUCAACAAAAGCCCAGGAGACGCAAAGAGCUUUGGCAUCCUCGGAUACAUUCACCAACUCAGUGGGGAAAGGCGCCAAGCCGUUGAGUGCUACGAACGAGCCCUGGAGAUGGAUCCUGACAAUGAAGAAUACCUCAGUGCUCUCUGGGCCUUGAGACUUUCUUUGCAAAGCUAAACCUUCCCGUGUGUGCUCAUGAUUGUAUCAAGAUUCAGAACACUCUACUUGCUCUUCAGCUAUUCCAUCAUAGUCCUUGGGGUUCCUUUGAUGUAGUUGAGUUGAAGGUUACACAGCCUUUGCUAACUGAGCUUUAGGCAUUACUUUGACCACGUAAAUGACAUAUGAUAUCAUAUGGAUGUAUUAUAACAGAAAUCUUUGCAUUGGGUUUUUGAUAUAUAGACUUAUGGAUGGAGGGAGACCAUACACCAGCAUUAGAGAGUUCUGAACCCAAGUCAUUUCCAAGGUAAUGUUUUGUCUGACCCAUUCCAUAAUUCCUCAGCACUUCCUACUGCUCAUUGAGUACAUUUAUACUGAUAAGUUUUCAUAUCAUAGGGAUUUCAUAUA